UUCCAUUCCAUGCACCUUACCGCAUAGAAGUUUCUCCCAUCGUUCUUAUCCGAUUCGCAACUUCCCAAUCGCAUUCCAACACGCACCCAUAGAUUCAACGUACGUUACAAUUUACAAGGCAGAAAAAAGUGUUUUUAAAUUGUUUGCACGAAAUUCCCAAAUUGCCCUCAUCUCCUUUAUAUACAAGCCCUCACCUGCGCGGUUUUCAAGUCACACACAUUUACUCACUCACUGUGAGAGCGGCGAAGAAGAAGAAGAACAAUAAUGAAGGACGCCGGAAAGAGCCACAAGGCGAAUGCAAAGCUGUCGCCGGAGACGCGGAAGGAUCGGAAAUCGGCGACGGGGCUGAGUGGAUCGCCGAAGAAGGGAGGCCACGGCGGGAAGUUCACGUGGAUCGGCAACGGCUACGAGAACGUCGAGAUGGAGCACGGUGCUAUGGACGCCAAGGACCCGAACUUCGAGGAUCCAGCGGAGAUCGCCGCCGUGUGAUCGCGGUGGUUUCCGGUGACGAGAUCUGUACAUACUAAUAAUUGCUAAGAGACGUGGUUUUCGAAUUCAAUAAUAUGAAGCAAGUAGGAGAAGAAGCGCUUUCUGUGAUUGAUUGUUAUAGAUCUGAUCUGUCUCUGGAAUUUGGUAGUGGCAUGGCACUUGUGUUGUUGUACAUAUAUCGAAUGGUCUUGGAAGUGCGUGCACUCAUAUUCGCAUUCAAGUUUCUACGAGCUUUUGUUAUCAACGAUAAUUGAAUUUUCAAUUUUCAAGUUUAUUAAGUG
This is a messenger RNA of Glycine soja, 770 nucleotides long. RefSeq lists its product as uncharacterized. The transcript has a single exon. The record is from RefSeq and is a predicted model, not a curated record. Bases 265 to 489 code for a protein of 74 amino acids. NCBI's taxonomy places the organism in Eukaryota, Viridiplantae, Streptophyta, Magnoliopsida, Fabales, Fabaceae.